Messenger RNA from Trichophyton rubrum CBS 118892, 4300 nucleotides. RefSeq lists its product as uncharacterized. The record is from RefSeq and is a predicted model, not a curated record. The transcript has a single exon. The coding region runs from base 2553 to 4142 and encodes 529 amino acids. Lineage: Eukaryota; Fungi; Ascomycota; Eurotiomycetes; Onygenales; Arthrodermataceae.
GUGAUCAACGCCAGAGCCGUGGUCGCUAGGGCGGUCCAUACUUGCGGCUAGAUUGCCGCCAUGAUCUCGCGCUGGUGAGGUUCCGUUCUCUCUUGACAAAAGUAUUGAUCUCCUAUUCUCUACUGACAGUGUUGAGGUCAGAGAUAGAUUCCGCCAGAGCCUGCCAUUAUGAGCUGAAGGAACGUCUAAGGCGCGUCUGCUUAUUUGAACUCGAUGUGAAGAGCUCUAAGAUUGGAAGCAGUGCCUGGUUAUUUAUUUACUCCUGGCGAGGACGCAAUCGAUAGCCGACGGUCUGGCUCGGAUAGUAGGAGGAAGAGAGAAUAAGAGACUGAGAUUGCUGGAGCGUCUACCUCGACGUAGUUACUGGAGAGAAGUGAAGGAAAAGACGGGACAAGACGGACGAGCAAAGACGGAUUCCUCACUCCAUAUAUAUGGAGGCGCAACGGUUACUGCAUACAGCUAGCACCACGAGUGUGGCUGUCUUAUUGAGAGAUAGUUACGGGGUACAGUUGAAAGAGCGGAAUGUCUCAAGAAAGUAAAAUCCGUCCUCUGCACAAGCUAUGGGCCCGAUUUGUGCAGUUAAUUACGCCCGUAUGCACGGAGAGCCUGCUAUCCGGCUCUAACGGAGCUCCUUGCUGGAACCCACACUUUCGUUCGAGUGUACCGAUGGGAGCAGAGCAGACGGGCGGAUCCUGCGGCUACAGUGCGCACACCGUCUUUAAGACCCUGGCAGCCAGCAGUCUCGAGAGCGAGGAUCCCCUGCGAUGACGGUCAAGUCAACCACACUGCAACACGUAACUCCCAUAUACUUUGCUCUGCCUGCCGACGGACGUCCGCCUGCUCACACAGACCAUCUUGUUUCGGGGAUUCAUGCGUUACCGCUAAGUCGUGUGCCCGAUCCCCGAUAAACUGUCUGUCGAACGGAGGAUUUGGAUCAAAUGGCUCCGACAACCUUUGGCGAGUUCCUCGACCCAGUGAUGCAGUGGAGCAGAAGAGAAAGUAAUUGCAACGCCGAGAACAUCUUGCUGUCCACCUAUGAAAAGUUGCGAAAUUUUGAGCGUUCGAGCUUCCAGUUCUAGGUCCUGCGAGGUUAUGGAAUCAUUAUUAUCGAGUGGGUUGUGUGCUAACUUAACGGAGGGAUUUUUCUCAGGCCAAAAAAGACUGCCGGACACCGGGUCUGCAGAAGUAUGCAUCCACCCAAGUCUAAUAUAUACGUGAGUUAUACUCCGUAACAGCAGCAGCAACAACGACAACAACGACACAACGACAAUCCGUCAUUCUCUUAUGGAGUACUCCGUACAACUGGACGGAACGUCGCGUGUUGAGGGAUCCGAACGGACAGUCCACAUGGCCGCCAGCCUGCCCAGCCUGUUUUUCAGGAUCAGCAGCGACCAAGACCCGAGGAACUCUCGUAGGGAUGAGGCGGGGCCUUCAUGAUUGGCCUAAAUGCUAAAAAAAAAAAGGGAGAGAACGAAAUAAGAGUUUUUGCUUGGACAAAAAGCAAGCUUGGAUCCGUGGUUAACGUGCAGAGACGGAGUACGGAGAGUCUCAUGUCUCAUCAGACCUCAGGCGAGAAUCACGCAGUGCCACCAGACGAACUCAAAGAGGCCAUAUCUCGUAUAUCUUCUGCAUAAGUUCCCAGUUAUGAGGCUGAUCGGAGCACGGCAUUGUAGGAGAUGUUGCAAUCUGUCCAAGAGAUGGAACAAAGUCGUUGGUUGACCCGGUGGAUUCGAGGGAUGGAUGCACCGGGCCGGGAGGCCUGUAAUGUAUGUUUCAGCCUUUUUCUUAUAUAGAGACCUGUCCUUGGGUCAAAGGUGGGAUCAAUGCAUCCCUCCUCUGCUCCCCUAUUUCCAUUUUUUUUAAAACAUUGUUGCCUCCGUCUGACCCCCUCCCCUUUUUUCUGGAGGGGUGAACUGAUCAUCACGGACCAGGGGCCUCACUAAUCACACAACUAAGUUAUAUAAGACCAAGACCUCGCCUGGUUUCGCCGUGGGGAGAAAGGGCGUUGUACAAAGACGGGUUCGCGACGGGUGCAAACCUCCGUUCCCAUGUGGACAUUCUGAAACAGGAACACCCUUUGAUAUAUAUAAGUGAUUCUCCAGCUAUUAAACGUGAUAGCUUCGGAAGAUAAGAGGCUGGAUUGGUCUGCUUUGAAUCAUACGUUAGCAGAGUGUACAUACACGACGUCGCUUGGAAUAUAUAUAUGUGGAAUAUGAAUAUGGAGCAGUUGCUGUGACCAACAGAAAAAUGCGAUAGCAGGGAAACCAAGCCUGGAAUAUAUCUCUUUCUCGAGCUCUACUCUGUGAUCCGGGCGGAUAUCGGAUCAUCAAGCUUGUCGCUGCUGGCGGAGCGUUCGUUGGUUAUGCGCAACGUCUUGCAAACAACAACACGCGAUCUUAUACCUUCCUAGGAAAAGAAGCCCAAUGGGAAUACUCACACGCAGAGCAAGAACGUCAGAUACAGCCUGAACUUGGAUCCUGGGUACCCCUAAACAGACGAGAUAGUCGGACAAAGGCGCUGCAGAAGGAUCUUAUACUUCUCGCCGUCAAGAUAUGCAACUCAAUCUAGGGAUUACCGCUGAUGCUGCGGCCGUGCACCGACACGAAUACUCGGCCUCUCCAGAGACACAGCAAGGAGCUUCUUCUAAUUUCUUUCCAUCUGCAAGGUCGAUUCUAUCUCUCGGGUUUGCCUCCCUGACGAAGCAAGGGGGUUCCGCCCCGUCUUCUACCUCAAAUUCCGAGGGCCUGACACCCAUGGCCCAAAAUACCAACACAUACAGGAGCAUCGUACCAUCAGGAUCUGUGAUAUUCCAAGAGCCCGCAGCCAUGGAAGAAACCGUUGCGCACACAGAAUCAGGCUCAGAUAGCCCAGAUGCAUGUGGGGUCAUAGAUGGCUCUGUCGACGGCGCAUCAAAAAAGCAUGCCCAUCGGUCUAGGACUAUACUACGUUUCGCACAUCCUCCACCAACUACUCGACAUAAAAGACUACGCAUUCGUCCCAGGCUACUAGUACAACUCCAACAAGUCUCAAACACUUCUCGUCCCAUUUCCGUCCUUGAUGUUGUCCCAUCUUCGCUCUUCAAAGGGCGUGCUCAACGAAAAAUAUCUGGUCCCUUUGCAGCACGGGAUCGAGCUUGCACAUCCGACCUAAUAGUACUACCAAGUGAUACCUACGGGCCAGCUGGAGCUGGUGAUGAGGAACAGCGCCCUGAGGGUGAUUCAGCAAACGAGAACCGCGAACCCAUUGCAACCAUAUCCCAAAUUCGCAAGGAUGAUUCAAAAUCCAAGCCAACCGCAGAAAUCUGCCUUGUCGAUGGCCUAUCCUGGAUAUCGGAAUCUCUACCUAAUGGUAGCUAUGAGUUUACUGCCAUGGAUGAACAUGGAAUUAAGAAAUGCGUGCGCUGGGUUGUUCGUGGGAAGAGAAAUCGCAGUGCCUCGAUUCAAGGAGCCGGUCGACAGUCACCAGGCCCGGAGGGAGGGAAACGACUUACGUUCAGCAUUAUCGAUCCGCAGACUCGUCGUCAUCCGAUUAUAGGCUGGCUGUGUCGGACUGGAAUCGAAGUACUUGAUCAGGAGUCACUCUCAUCUGUUUACGCUGACCGCAAAACUAACCAACGGCCGGAGUCCGCUCCAGCCGAAACUGCGACGAGACAGAGCCCGGUUGUAAUCGACGAUAAGAUCCGACAGCUCAUCACGAUAACCGGGAUCUGGGUAGCGUUUCAAGAAGGCUGGGUUGGGAAUCCACUUGUCACAAGUAAUAUUGAAUCUUCUUCCAGCAACGGCCUGAGCGUCAGUCAGCUCCCACCAUCCUCAGUCGUGGCUGCAGAGCGCCCUCCAAACGCUGGCGUUGGAGAAACGCAGUCGGAGGACCUUCCUACUCGCAGCAAUAGUAACCGCACUAAUAACCGAACAUCAUUUACAUCUCGCAUCCGCCAAAAGGGCCGACGCGGAACAGCUCCCCAUACUCGAUCGUCUUCCAUACAGAAACCGUCCCCUCGCCGAAGCUGUUCUGACGACGGCGUCAGUAAAGGCAGCAGUCCUUCUACACCAACACAUACAAGGUCAUGCAGCAUGCUUUGCUCCGCAAACCAGGAAUCUUCUCCUCAAAGCCACCCCCAUCGACCCGUUUCAAACAAUCCAUGAUCUGACCGACCUUGAAACACCCGACGAGAUGAAUGAUCCUCUUCAUUACAGCAGUCUUCGCUCCUCACAGGGACAGACACCCAGACAUAACAGCAGGCAAUCCAGCCCUGUCCGCGCGCCGCUUCUCCAGACGAGACCGGGCUUCACUCAGACCAAUC